Messenger RNA from Paramecium tetraurelia, 549 nucleotides. RefSeq lists its product as uncharacterized. The record is from RefSeq and is a predicted model, not a curated record. Lineage: Eukaryota; Ciliophora; Oligohymenophorea; Peniculida; Parameciidae. The transcript is spliced from 2 exons.
AUGCUAUAACUACAUAGAAUUAGAGCAUCUUCAGUUUAAGAACAAGGAGAACAAAGAGCGAAACUUCCAAAUAUACUUACACCUACAUUUGCUGAUUGGAAAAUUAUAAGUGACUCUAGGGCUCACCCUAAAAUAAGCAGGAGGAAUCCUCUUUUUAAAUUUGGUUUGAUCCCACCAAAAAAGGUGGCCACUCCUUCAUCGUCUGCUCAUCAGAAUCCCCAAGAUUUUAGAGGACUUAAGUCAGAAGAACAAAGCCAAAGAUUAAAAGAAAAUAUUGUUGAAGAUAGAAUAAGCACAACAGAAACAAAUACUGUUUAAUAAUUCGAGUUAGAUAAAAAAUAUAUGUAAUUGCGAAAUAGAUCUGUUAGCGGAUCAAAAUAAACGAAUCAAAUUCUACUUGAAUGCAAAUAGUUAUUUGACAAUCAAAAAAAAGCAUUUGAGGAAAUAUUGAAAUCAAACAAUUUAUAUAAUAAAUAUUCUAGAGUAAUAGAUAAGGAAUAAUCAAUAACAAAUCAGAAAAUUAUGUAAAUUUUUAACUUAUAUAAAUGA